AAUCUCCUCCAACCCCGGCGGGCUACUGAUGCUGAGGGACUAGGACGAAGGUUUGGGUCACUAAAUGUGCCAAGCAAAAUGAAAACAGAAGAAACCUCCAUGUGUUUGAAGCACACUGCACCUACUUUGGAUUCUGGCUCGGAGAAGAAACCAGGGCAGACUUGUGCGGGCUGCAACAUUACCAUCACCGACCGCUUCCUCCUGCGAACCAACGAAGCAUCCUGGCACGAGGGAUGUUUGAAAUGCACAGUAUGUCUGCGGCCACUCACCGGUACCUGCUACUGGCGCAACAAGAUGCUGUACUGCAAACACGACUAUGAAAAACUCUUCGUCACCAAGUGCGGAGGCUGCGGCAGGGCGAUCGGCCGCUCCGAGCUCGUCCUGCGGGCGCUGGGCAGCGUCUACCACGUGGACUGCUUCCUCUGCUGCGAGUGCGAGCGGCCCCUACGGCGGGGCGACGAGUUCGUGCUGAAGGAGGGGCAACUGCUGUGCCGCGGCGACUUUGAGAAAGAACGGGAAGUGCUGAGUGGAAUCAGUCCCGGCCACACUGACCCAGUGAGAAGUGGAGACGAGGAUGACAGACGACUCAGCCAGAGCCUCGACAAAGACAAUGGUGAAAGCAGAGUGCACCUAAGGCCCAAACGCCCGCGGACCAUCCUCACCACCCAGCAGCGACGGGCCUUCAAGGCUUCCUUUGAGGUGUCAUCCAAACCCUGUAGGAAGGUCAGGGAGACCCUCGCUGCAGAAACCGGCCUCACAGUGCGGGUUGUACAAGUCUGGUUUCAGAACCAAAGAGCCAAGAUGAAGAAACUUGCUCGAAGGCAGCAGCAGGAACAAGAGCGUCUGAACAGCCAGCACUUUGGCUCGCUAUGCCGCUCGAAUCGAAGGGAAAGGCACAACAGCCUGGACAGUGAAGGUGUGGCGCGUGCCCCAGGGAUGAAAAGGAUGAUGGCUUCCUAUCCCUCUCUGCAGCACCAACAGCUGAGACCAAUCAAUGAGAGCAGCUACACCGUGGACUGCUUCAGCCGGGAUCUCACCCCAUCACCAGAUUCGGAGACAGUUUUUCAUAGCAUGGAUCGUGAUGGUUCACACAGUCUCCUGGUCUCAUCCGAAUCCAGCCGCCUACCUGCAAGAGUGGGAAACCCCAUCGACCGGCUGUAUUCCAUGCAGAAUUCCUACUUCACUUCUUGAUUGGCUGCAAU
Mobula hypostoma (lesser devil ray) is the source of this 1202-nucleotide messenger RNA. It is a transcript of the gene lmx1al, whose product is annotated as LIM homeobox transcription factor 1, alpha-like. Gene Ontology annotation, molecular function: RNA polymerase II transcription regulatory region sequence-specific DNA binding; DNA-binding transcription factor activity, RNA polymerase II-specific. NCBI's taxonomy places the organism in Eukaryota, Metazoa, Chordata, Chondrichthyes, Myliobatiformes, Myliobatidae. Gene Ontology annotation, cellular component: nucleus. Gene Ontology annotation, biological process: neuron differentiation; regulation of transcription by RNA polymerase II. The record is from RefSeq and is a predicted model, not a curated record. The transcript has 9 exons. Bases 79 to 1191 code for a protein of 370 amino acids.